AUGCAAGUGGCAAGCCCUUCUCCGCUGUCAAGGGCACCGGCCCAAAGCCCUUCGAGGCCAAGGUCUGCAGUCAAUCCCUUCGGUUCCACCGAGCUCGAUGGCUCAUCCGCGACUCCUUCGAGACGACGGCUGCGUCGAAGUCUGCGGCUAUCCGGUGCCUCUCUGUCCUCUCCGCAGAAUGCGCUCAACAAGGAGAAUAUUGGCUCCACUCCGCUCGGUCAGCCGUCCACCUCUGCAAAGACGCUCGACAUCGGCUUGUCCGGCAAUGGCACACCUAGCAGCCCGAAAGUCAGCUCGCCACUCACCAGCAGCAGCUCGCCAAACAGCACGUCGCCCCUGCGUACUCGCAGUCCACACAAGCAGAACAGGUCACCACUGCGCCGCACAUUCCACUCCCAGGAUGACGGCAACGUCUCAUCCUCGGACGAGUCCGACGAUUCCACGCUCGUCUUCUUUGGAAAGCCCUCCUCAGCCGAAAAGAAGAAGCGCGUGCACUACGAGCAGCGAGUACUAGAGAAGCGUCUCAAGCAUAAAGACAGCCUCGACCUCGCCAGAAGGAGACCCAUCAGCUUCAACCCCGACGACACCAUGCUCCUCGACGAUCCGCAUGUCAGCGGUUGGUCCUGGUCCAAGCCUACGCCCACACCUUCGCGGCUUAGCAGACUGGUCUUGUUCUCAGCAGCACAGUCCCCAGACGUCUUCGCUUCUCCAACGAGAAGCCUUACUACGGUUCGUAGCUCAUCGCCUGAGCCUCUAGGCCUGUCUCUGCCAGUGCAAAGCAACGUCGAGGAAAACGCGGCUCUCAUUACGACAAACAUGGAUACUACAGGUCCAUCUUCGGGCCCAGAAGCAGCUACAGCCAUCAAGGAGCUCUCAUCACCUCCGACGGAAGCAGCUGAAGGUGCGCAAGAGCCGCUUGCAGAAGACCACGAGCCCGCCAAUGAGCUCGCCAAUGAGCCCGUCGGAAGUUCAGCGAAGGAUCAACAAAGCGGCAACCCCUUCUUAGCAGCUCAAAGCAGCCCAGAGAAAGACUUGACAGCCCAACGCAGCCCGUCAAAACAGCACCAGGCAUCUCCGCAACGUAUACAAAGCCCAGUUCGUUCCGUCGAGACGCUGAUCGGUGCCGCAAUAGCGCAGAACAAGGACCUCGUUUCGCCCUCACGCUCGCCUAGACGCUCCCCGAGACUUUCGCUUCGAGCCCUGCAGCUGUCCACCUCACCUACAAAGCCAAGCUCGACAGGUCUCUUCCUGGGCACGUCGACGCCAUUCCGGCAGCUCUCUGCGAUGCAACAAUCCACCCCGUUGCCGCAAUCGACUCCCAACCAGCAACCUGCCGUCGCGCAGCCUGUUCCGCCCAGCACGGGUCUCUCCCGCUUUGCUUGCCUGCAGAAUCUCUCUCCCAUCAAUGGUCGAGUGCUCGCAACUCCGGGCGGCAGAGUCUUGUCCAUGCAAAUGGCACACCCUUCGACACUGCCAUCGCCAUUUAUCAGCGGCGGCUUGUUUGAAUCGACUUUCACGGUCCCUCCUGCUGCUCCUCAUCUCGCUUCCCCUUCUCGAACGCCGUCCAGGACCAUGCGGCUGGCAAGCCCUACCAAGGUCGCCGCGGUCUCACCGUCACAAGUUCGGAAUGCCAGCGAGCAGAUUGGCGACUCGCGACCACGGAUGGCAUCUGGCGCUUCGCUUUUACCUGGCACGCCAUCGGUCCGCUUCGCGCUACCUGCACUCCUCGAGACACCGAGCAAGGCCGACGGCUCCGUCAGCGAAAGCCUGCAAGUAGCUCGUUCUCCGUCGCCGAGCAAGGUCCAAACUGUGGCAGAGGCUGCUGCAUCACCCACCCGAGCAUCUCCUGCGCGCCAUGCAUGCACGUCUCCUCUGCGUCAGCAACAAGAUCCAGCAUUGCAGUCGCUGUCAACUCCGCCUUCAACUACAGCAGGAAACAAGCCAGAGACGCCGGGUCCUGCCUUCAGGCAGACCGCUCGACGGGUCCCGAUCCAGCAGCACGAGGCCGAGUUUGGCGUCAGAUUGUCACCUGAAAAGCCCUCCUAUUCGCCUCGGAAGGCCUAUGCCAACAGCUCGGCCAGAACAAACGAUUUUGGCGUCAAGACGGAGCGAGUGCCAGCUCGUCGUGUGGUGAUGCAGCCCACAGCAGCAGCACGUCAGGCUUCUGGCAAGAUCAAUCAGCCUCCAGCGAUUGGUGCUGCAAGAGUCGCCAGUGUAGCCUCAAAGGCAGCCCGUACCGUCAGUAGUGGAACGAGCAGGAUUGGCAGCCAGAGUUCGAGUCUUCCUGCAACCGCGUUGUCUCGCUUUGCAUCGGCCACCCAUGCUUCGUCCUCUGCCGCAGCUGCUCCGGCCAUGACAGCUGUGCAGCCUGUCGCGCGGUCGGUAUCGUCGACGCAGGGCUCCUCUGUGGCAUCCAAGGCUUCCCGCCUCCAACGUCCAGCUUCAGUUGCGUUCGGAGCGAGGCCCAACUCGCCGUCAAAGCAGGCACGCUCGAUGAGUGGUCUUCCCAGACCGAGAUCGAUGCAGCCAACCGCCUCGUCUGCUCCGGCUUCGGGUCCAGGAUCCCGUCUUCCACGACCAGCGACGGUCGGCCUCUCUGCGGGUGCAGUAAAGCCAACAUCCCGACCAGUGCCCAUGGCGGUGAGCAGACUCGCUCCAUCUCAACCGGGCGUCGUUCGUGCUCCAGCGCCCCCUGCAGCACCGAAAGGUCAUGCCAUCGCGGCGCCUGCCAGCGUCAGCUCAGCAGCAUCUUCGCCAGCUUCAGAAGCACCCGACGCGAUACCAGAGGGUUCUCCUGAGGUCAAGCAGGUUCCGGAGGAACUGAAAGAGACAAGCGCAGUGGUUGAGGAUGUCGAGACGGCUGCAACGAGCCUUCCCGCCACGGUCGCUCCAAAGCAGCCUAUCGGGACGCUGGUCAACUCUGGCUUGCGCAGGCAGGCAUCCGCAUCGGCAUUACGGGAGACCUCGCGAGAAGCUGAGGCCCAGAGUCAGCCGAGCAUGGCAGCCGACGCGUCACAAAUCAAGGCAGGCAAGGUGGCCAUUGCAACGGCAGAUAACACCACAACGCGCUCGUCGAGUCCAGUUGUGCCUGUGCCUGCAGCCAAAUUGGCGUCGCCAGCACGCACCGCGCCUGCGGUGGUCCUGGAUGCUGAGCAGCGGCGUCUGCGGUGCCUUGCAAUGCAGGAGAAAGCCCGCAACCGCAUGCCGAAGGGAAGCUCAAGCUCCAGCGCUCCUACAAGCUCCGACGUGGAGGAGCUGCUUUCCAGCGAGGCGAGCACAGCCAGAGGGUCACCACCCAGCAACGUUGUCGAGUUCGCCCCCGCCAGCGCUCCUACUGCCGUCGAGGCGCUAGCAGCGAAGCACGCUGAGGCUGUGGAUGCCGCAUUGAACGCUUCUGCCCAGUCGAACGCUACCAUUGCAGCAACGACAACGGCUGGUGCCACCGCUGCCUCUGCGGGACGACCACUGCGAUCGGCAAGAAACGCUUCACGAACCCUCACACCGUCAGCGACCCGAGUUCCACCUGCACGAGGACGUGCGUUGAGUCUGAACGACAUCAUUGCUGCUCGCAAGAUUGAUGUGCCACUGUCUCUGACGGACCAGCUCAAACUUGCGGACACAGUCAACAAGAAGCACAACGAGAAGACGCUAGCAAGGUACAAGGUCACCAAGAUUCAGAGGCCCUAUGAGCGACCGCCCAGCCCCGACCGUCACGAUCACGAGCCCGAGGCCUGUACAAUCAUCGACAUUGACGACGUGAGCAGUCAUCGUCAAGGGAAAGGUGACAUGUCUCCCUACUCUACACCGCCCAAAGGCUCGUCUUCGUCGGCGUACAACUCUGCCAACGCUCGAAAGAGUGUGCGUUGGUACCGACCGCUGUUUGUAGGCCAGGGCGCGCAGUACGGCACCCAAUCGUGCGAGGUUCGACCGGCAUUGAGGCCGAUCACCUACGAGCUGGACAAAUUGGGCAACAAGGUGGCCACCGGCUGCUCACCGAAGCUGCUCAAAGGCCACGCCAUUGUCAUUUAUCGCAACUACUUCAAAGGCGAGCCCGAGCCCGCCGAUGACUAG
This is a messenger RNA of Kalmanozyma brasiliensis GHG001, 4071 nucleotides long. RefSeq lists its product as uncharacterized. The record is from RefSeq and is a predicted model, not a curated record. The coding region runs from base 1 to 4071 and encodes 1356 amino acids. Lineage: Eukaryota; Fungi; Basidiomycota; Ustilaginomycetes; Ustilaginales. The transcript has a single exon.